AAAAAAGUGUUUUAUAAUAGUGCACAACCUAUUUGCAAAACAAACAAACAAAAAAUAAAUAAAUAAAAUAGAAAACAAAGAGAUUAAUAUUUUUUACCGAAAUGAACUUCGCACGCAUGGAGUGAACUGCAUUAAGAUUACAGGCACAUUACCCUCAUCUAUACAAUUCAUUCACUGACACUAUGCGCCUAGUGAUCGGCGCGAUAGCAAUUAAUCAUCAUCACCAUCAUACAAUUCUUACUGUGACUGUUAAAAGCGAAAAUUGAAAGGGUUAAGCCAUUGUAGCGAUGAAAAGCAGCAUAAUUUGGGAAUAUUUUCAGUGGGUCCUCGCUUUGGCAUGCGGCAUGUGCAAGCCUUGCUUAUAUUCCUGAAUAUUACGUUCUUAUAUUUUGCCCGCUUAAAUGUUUCGGUGGCUGUGGUGGCCAUGACAAAUGCCAAUACAACGAAUCCAAAUUUUCCGGAGUACGAUUGGAAUGAAAAGCAGAAAUCAUACGUCUUAUCGAGCUUCUAUUGGGGCUAUGUGAUAACACAGUUUCCGGGUGGUUAUUUGAGUCAUUGUUUUGGCUCCAAAAUAGUAAUAUUCUUUUCAACUUUUUUCUCUGCACUCUGCAGUAUUUCAACACCAUGGUUCGUCUAUUUCGGUAGUUGGAAAGCAUAUUGCGCCAUACGCUUGGCAAUGGGUCUAUCGCAAGGCGUCUUGUGUCCGGCUAUACAUCAGCAUAUCGGGAAAUGGGCACCAAAUAGCGAACGCAAUCUUUUGGGUGGACUUAGUCAUUCAGGCUGCGAUAGUGGUGUUGUGAUAGCUAUGGGUCUUAGUGGUUUCAUAGCUAGCAGCUCACUUGGUUGGCCUGGCAUAUCUUAUAUAUCAGCCGUCAUUUGCUUUGCUUGGUGUUUAAUUUGGAUAUUUUUUGGUUUUGAUAAUGCGCCUUCAGCACGUUUUAUAACACCUGAAGAAUGCCAGUACAUUGAAUCGGACUUAAAACAUGCAAGUAAUUUCCAUAAAAAGAAUAUUCCUGUACCAUGGGCGGCUUUCUUUACUUCAGUGCCUUUCCUAAGUCUUCUGGUGACGCGUUGUGCACAAAUUUGGGCAUUUUCAACACUGCAAACCGAGUUGCCUUCGUAUAUGGCUGGUGUAAUGAAUAUGAAUAUAAAGAGUAAUGCCCUCUACUCUUCACUACCCUAUGUGACAAUGUGGAUACUGUCAUAUUUUUAUCUCUUUUUUAUGAAUCUUUUACUUGGCAAGCAAAUAGCAACACUGACAGUUUUACGUAAAACAGUAAAUACAAUUGCAUUUUGGACACCAGCAGCUAUGCUUGUCGGCAUCAGUUAUCUGGACGAAGAGCAACAAACACUAGGGAUCGUGCUCAUAACCUCAGCUAUAGGCAUAAGUGCGGGAGCGACAAUUGGUUCCACAUUGAAUACGAUCGAUUUAACGCCUAAUCAUGCAGGUAUUUUGAUGGGCAUUAUCAAUACGAUUGCUAACUUUGUGCCAAUUCUAACACCAUUACUUGUCGGGGUUGUUGUAACGGACGAGCACAAUCGCUCACUUUGGCGCAUCGUCUUCAUUAUAUCAGCGGCAGUUUUAUUCAUUGGAAAUCUAGUUUUUAUUUUGGGUGGAUCUGCCGAAACCCAACCAUGGGACGCACCUGACUUUCUGACUCGUAAUAAUGCAGAUGCUGAAACGUAUAGUGAUCCAAAGCUUGAAAGGAGUGAAAGAAAAUUGUCUGAGGAAUCGCAGAUUCUGACAAUAGCCGAAGAAAAGAAAAAUGGUACAUUGACUUUGGAAAAUUUACAUGCAGAUAAAAUCACUGGCCGCGAACAAUUAAAUGGCAUUUGUAACAAAGCAUUUGAGUUGAUUACAUCAGAAGAAUUGAAGGGUGAAAAAGCAACGACUGAGGCAAUGAAAAGCGCUAAAGCAAACGGAGAUGGGGGAAUGGAUACUACGAAACUGUAAAGGUAGAAAUUAGAAAUAUACGAAGAAAUAAAAAACCUACGCUGCCUCAUUCAUGCUACUUUGGUGCAGUCUGAACAACAACUGAUUGCAAGAGCAUAAGAAUACCUACUAAUGAAACCUGGUGAAAAGAAUUCAGAUCAGACCGUUAAUCGGCUCUCAGCGAAUUUAAAAGAAUCAGCCGAUUGGCUAACGUCACAUGGGGCAUAACCAAGAAUGAUAGAAACAAUAUUGCGCCCAUCAGAGAGUGCGUGACGUCCCAUUGGCCGAGUUGUGCAGUGUUGCCAACCAUUUGCUCUUCGUAACAAAGUAAGUUCUUCUCAGUAAGUUCAAACACUUUUUAAAAUGUGUAUAAAGGUUUUCAAUCUUAAGAAGAGUUGAGAGAAGAAGAUUUAAUAUACUUGCAUAACCUUAAAAGGAACAAAAAAUUAAAUUUGCACUUUCAAAAUAUCAAAUUUUAUAAGAACCAACAAAUUUUCAUUAGCACUAAACUCUUUUCAGAGAGACCUUUUUUAACCUUCUUUUGUUUAAUAAUAUAGUUUUUUUAACUUAGAGUUUCAGUAGCUUUAAAUUGAAAAAAAAAAAAAAACAUCAAACUUAAAAAUUUUCGCAUUUUGGGUAUAGAAAAACACUGAAUUAAUUGCGAAGAGCAAAUGGUUCGCAACACUGCACAACUCGGCAAACGUGACGUCACGCACUCUCUGAUGGGCGCAAUCUUGUUUCUGUCAUUCCUGGUUCAUAACAACUGUUUGUUUACGAAAUACAUUGCGUGGGUGAUAUAGGAAAAACAAAAUAACACAAUCUACGCACAUGAUAAUCCGCUGCUGACUGAACAACGACUGAUAAGUGUGAAAUUUUGCUGCUGGAUCUCUGAAGACAUUACAGCCUAAGUUAGUCUCACAAUAUUGCUACGGAUGACCUUGUAAUUUAUCGUCAUUGAAAUAAAAGUCGUUUGUUUUCAUAGUCGACUACACAUUGCUUAUAGGGUGACAUCUAAAAGUACGGCAUUUGUAUAUUAAUUAAUGUGUAGCAAAUAAAUUUGCGCCUAAAAUACCACAACAAUCUUCUAGUUAGUGGGUGCACAUUUCCUUUUUACAUCCAUAUGUCCAUACAUAAAUGAUAAACAACAUUAUGGUGACUUCAGCGGAGUGAGACGGCUGCGGAUAGAGAAAUGUUUUAUAAACAUCAUCAAAUUGCAAAUUAGUUUUUAAAUUAUCAUGUAUUGUAAUGAAGUCUAAUUUAAGUUACGUUAUUAAUUGUUUAUGUUUGAAAUUUUUGAAUUUAUGAAUUUAAAUAAAUAAAAUAAAUAGUUGGCGCGUA
Messenger RNA from Anastrepha ludens (Mexican fruit fly), 3271 nucleotides. RefSeq names its product putative inorganic phosphate cotransporter. The record is from RefSeq and is a predicted model, not a curated record. NCBI's taxonomy places the organism in Eukaryota, Metazoa, Arthropoda, Insecta, Diptera, Tephritidae. Gene Ontology annotation, cellular component: plasma membrane. The coding region runs from base 338 to 1954 and encodes 538 amino acids. Gene Ontology annotation, molecular function: transmembrane transporter activity. The transcript has 4 exons. Gene Ontology annotation, biological process: transmembrane transport; monoatomic anion transport.